AUGAAGUCCAGCCUCACCGUCCUUACUCUCGCGGCAGCAGGUUUUCUCUGCGCAGCAGCCUCCCCAACGCUCAAGGUUCGCCAGAACGAUGUUCCCAAAUGUGCCGACGGCCGCGGAGAUGGGCUGCGCAGCUACGAUAGCCGAAGCAAGUGCGAAGACGGCUGCAAGUCCUUGAAAGAGGAAGCCGAAGGCGACAACAAAGGUGGGAUCUGCAGUGGAUUCUGUACCACCUACCCCGGACCCCAGAGUUUUGGAAUCAUCAUCCGCUGCAAUGAUGCUGGCGGCAGGUUAUUGUUGAUGCGCAUCGGGACUCAACAAGUGGUCAAGUCGUGA
Messenger RNA from Zymoseptoria tritici IPO323, 333 nucleotides. RefSeq lists its product as uncharacterized. The transcript has 3 exons. The record is from RefSeq and is a predicted model, not a curated record. The coding region runs from base 1 to 333 and encodes 110 amino acids. NCBI's taxonomy places the organism in Eukaryota, Fungi, Ascomycota, Dothideomycetes, Mycosphaerellales, Mycosphaerellaceae.